Messenger RNA from Papaver somniferum (opium poppy), 738 nucleotides. RefSeq lists its product as uncharacterized. The transcript is spliced from 6 exons. Bases 1 to 738 code for a protein of 245 amino acids. The record is from RefSeq and is a predicted model, not a curated record. NCBI's taxonomy places the organism in Eukaryota, Viridiplantae, Streptophyta, Magnoliopsida, Ranunculales, Papaveraceae.
AUGGUUUAUUUUAGGUCAAGUUUAGUAGAUAUUCUAAUGAUACUUGUUCUAUGUUUGAGUGUGUUUUCCAAAUAUGGAGCAGGAGAAAACUAUACUAAUGUGUCAGAAGAAGAAAUUAUAGAGAUUGAAAAACAACUCAAGAUUCUCAAUAAACCACCAAUCAAGACGAUAAUCACUAAAAUGGGUGAUACUAUAGAUUGCAUCAACAUCUAUGAACAACCUUCUUUCGAUCAUCCAUCACUUAAAAAUCAUAAGAUCCAGUAUGUAUCUGUAGAAACACCACUGAACACACGGACGAUAUAUCAUGGAGCUAUAGAUAGCUUUGGAAUUCAUACUCCAUCUGUAACUCCGGAUCAAUAUAGUACAUCUCAAAUGUGGAUUCAGAAUGGGGAGGCAGAACAAACAAAUAUCAUUGAAGGCGGAUGGGCUGUAUACCCGGAACUUUUCGGUGAUCAUGCUACCAGAUUUUUUACCCAUUGGACAAUAGGUUCUCAAAUUCUAUUUGGUGCAGUUUUUAAUCCCCAAACAGCCUAUGGAACCGAAGUAUUGUCAACUGUGAAUAUGGAUGAAGAUACUCGUAAUUGGUGGAUUUAUAUUGGUGAUGACCAAAGAGCGCCCAUCAGGUACUGGCCAAGUGAAAUAUUCACUUAUCUUCCAGCCGCCUCAUUAAUCAGAUUUGGUGGAAUAGCGGGUGCAAGGAAAAAUACACCAAGUCCACCUAUGGGUACAAAAACCUAA